Messenger RNA from Adineta steineri, 522 nucleotides. The record is from the annotation of a GenBank genome assembly. NCBI's taxonomy places the organism in Eukaryota, Metazoa, Rotifera, Eurotatoria, Adinetida, Adinetidae.
ACAGGUAGUGGAACAGGAACAGGUACAGGUAGUGGAACAGGAACAGGAACAGGGUCAACUACAAUUGCUAGUAAAUUAGCAGGUGUCAAUUCUAAAUCAAGUUCUCGACGAAAACGACAAACACAAUCAAAUUAUGGUGGUAUAUAUGGUUUGCCUACAACUUUUGGUGUUACUCUACCACAAUCUUGUUGUACUACCGAUCUAUCAUCGACAGAUAGUUUAUCUAAUUUAUAUUGUAUAUCAAAUGCUAAUAAUUCGGCAAACAGUAUUCAUACAAAUGGAUGUUCGAAACUACUUGGUAAAUUUGCUGUUGGUCAAACACUUGGUCUCGCUGUUAUCAAUAGUUUUCUUGUUGUUCUCGGACUUGCACUCAUUCCCGUACUUAUGGAAAUGAAUUCUUCCAAUAAUAAUCCUCAGAAUGCACCUUUUAAUCAACCAAUGGCUCAAUAUAACAAUCAGCCAUAUCAAUAUCAAGCCAAUGAAUAUCAUCCAGAUGUGCAAUAUAAUAACUAUGUUAUGUAA